Messenger RNA from Acanthoscelides obtectus, 504 nucleotides. NCBI's taxonomy places the organism in Eukaryota, Metazoa, Arthropoda, Insecta, Coleoptera, Chrysomelidae. The record is from the annotation of a GenBank genome assembly.
AUGCUUCCUAACUGGAAGAACAGUCGGACUGACUCGUUUAAAAUAAAAUUCAACUCUGCUGUUAGAGAAAUUGUUUCUGACAGUAGCAAAUGGCCGGAAGGUACGCUAAUAAAAAAUACAAGUUCUUUCGUACACAUGAGAAGUGAAGAGCAUGAAACUGCUGACUACCGCAAGAGCAACGAUUGUGCGGACAAGUUGAGAAUCUUCAACAAAAACAUUCAAAGCGACUUCAACAUAGAUUAUUCUGGAAAUAAUAUUUCAAAAAGAUUAUUAGGCGAUCUGCUUGGAUCAUUUGAGCUUGAGUCUCAUAUAACUGAGUACACUCGAAUUGCAUCUACCAGAUAUGGAAUCAGCAAAUUGUCAAUCGACUACAUAAUUACUAACUGCCCAGAAGUAGUGUAUUCUGGUCAAGUGUGUAUCUCAGCAGCGAUCAGACUCGUGUUGAGGUGCUGCGCCCGUUGUGUUGGGCCCCCCUUCCCGGCCCCCCCUCCUCCGCCGCUAUGA